AGGCAGAAGAGCAAAGUGGAUUCUUUACAAACUCUGACUCAGUUUGCCUUUAAUGUUCAAUGUUUAGUUAGCUUUAGCUCAAAGCAUACACAUAACUUGUGUGUACCGAUCACGUGCACUGUUUGUUUUGACAAUUAUUCCAAGUGUGCAAGAAGAAUCAGAAUUUUAUCUCCGAUCCUGUCCAAAUUUGUUCAUCUAAUAAUCCAAUUUAACAAACCACAAAAAAAACACGGCAAAUACAAUAGAGCAAAAUCAACAGACUUGAAUAAGUUACCACAGUUCGGAUUUAUGUUGGGAAAAUUGAUUUUGUGCAAGAAAAAACGCAGAGAGAAAACUUUGAUUGUCGAGUGAGUUAGUUUGAAGCAGUGUUUUCUCAAUGAUUUUUUAGAAAAAAAUAACUUGUUUCCAGUGUUCAAGAAUUCACUUGUUGCAGUGAGUGAAAGUAUACGCAUUAUAGCAAAAAAAUAGUUUCUGCAGCAGAAACGAGACUGUGCGAACCUUGUCAAAACCUCAUCAAACAGUGGAAGAAGAGCACGAAAUCAAGAGUCUUUUUUGGAUUGAGAGUCAAAGUACAUCGCAGCUCCGUGAAUUCUGCUUAAACUGCAAAAAAUAUCUGGUUCAACUCGUCUCAUCCCAUACACACAGAGUUUCGUCAUUCGUCCGUCCCCAUCCCAUAUUAUUCGACAACGACGACGACCACGACGAAUACCUGAGUCCUGGACAUCGGGCAUUCAACUGCUCACUGUAAUAUCUAUCAGCGCUGUGUGGCACGCAUCUUCUUUCCCAUAAUACAUAAGAGAAACCACUUGAGAUUCAUUAUUAUUAUCGCACAUUCGAGUGAUCAAUGAACGGAAUCAAGAGUCAGAAAAAUACUAAUUAUUAUUUAGCUCACUACCGCCUGCACGUCGAAAGCAAGUGGGAGUAGUGCAGUCCAGCGUUGAACCUUUACUACUAUUACUACUACUUUUUGGUACUAAAUUACUACUUGUGGGGUGUCGUUGCGCUCGUUGUGACCAGAGACAAAACCAACCCAUUUUUAAUCAGUCAUUUACACUGCAAUUUCAUUAGUCCGUUCGCCAUUCGUACUGGGAAAGACUAUUGCAAAUAUUGAGUUCGUUUGCCUUAUUUAUUUAUUUUGUGUCCUAAUGUGAAACUGAUCAUUGUAUCUGUCUGAGUGAGUUGAACCCUCAAGUUACGAUUUUUGUCACUGUAUACAGAUUGGGUUAUUUCAUGAGUUUGAGCAUCAGUAAUGGUAAUGAACUCUUAAUAACAGAACGUGACAAUCUUGUCGCACUAUUUAUUUAAUUCUGAACAUCUAAAUAUAAUCUCGUCUGCACGAUCGUUAGUAACGAUUCGUUAAAAAAUAUAAAUCAAUUCAUAAGCGCUCGCGGAUCAUUAGUGGCUGAGCGAGUGGACGCCAAUAAAGUUCAAUAACUUUGUGUCAGAAAGUGUUUGCAAUUUGGUUUAAACAAAACGAGUGCGAUUUUAUUAUCAGUGUCGACAGGUAAAUUUACACAUAACUUUACAGUAUCAAGCCAAUACAGUUUAGUUGAAUAGUUGGCGUUCGUUGGACAAGUAAAAACACUACUAAUUAUACUGGACAAUAUUUUGUGAGUUUUGACCAAGUGAAAAUAUAUUUGUCAAAUACGAACAUAAAAUUGAAAAAGAAAAACAAGAAAAGCAAUGUGUAAUAUUGUGAAAAUUUAAAAGUGAAAACCAAAUACUUGCAAAUAUCUACUAGUAAAAAAAGUUUACUCAAAUCCACAACAAUAUGUUGCAUCAAAAGUUAUAUUCAUCUGACUGCUCUGGAACAAACGGGCUCCAGGGUCAGUCCACCCCCUCCCCGCAACCUCUGAUGAAUUAUUCAUCUUAUGGAGGAGUGAACGGCGGUGGGUGUGCCCAGUUUGGGUCACCGCCAUGCAUGUCGCCAUCCAUGAAUACUUACACCACGAUGGGAUCUCCAGUCUCGGGGGGUCAGUACAUGGGCGGCGGUGGUGGGGGUGGACCCCCAGGUGGCGGAGGAGGUGUGUACGGCAACAACCUCUCCGCCAUCAACUCUGGGUCUUGUGACAGCCUCGUCAAUAUCAACGGGGGACCAAGUCCUGGGGGAAGAACAAAUUCAUCAAGUUUCAGAGAAAGUUCAGUCAUUGCAAACGGGGGAGGAGGAGGUGGGAGUGCCUCGUCUGCCGCGGCCGCAGCAUCAGUUGCCAGUUUAAAGAGUUACAGACGCAGUUACACCCACGCAAAGCCGCCGUAUUCGUACAUUUCCCUCAUCACAAUGUCGAUACAGAGUUCCAACAGCAAAAUGCUCACUCUAUCAGAGAUAUACCAAUUUAUUCAAGACCAUUUUCCGUUCUACCGACAAAAUCAGCAACGCUGGCAAAACAGCAUUCGCCAUUCGCUGUCGUUCAAUGAUUGUUUCAUCAAAGUUCCACGGACCCCUGACCGCCCUGGAAAAGGAAGUUUUUGGUCGCUCCACCCUGAUUCUGGCAACAUGUUUGAGAACGGUUGCUAUCUUCGGAGACAAAAGCGAUUUAAGGACGACAAAAAAGAAGCGGUUCGUGCAGCCCAUCGAGCAACAGUAAAUGAUCAACAGCAGUCAAUAUCUUCGACCUCUGGGGGCUCAAACAGCUCAGGUGGGUCCACACAUCACCAUCAUCACCAUCACAGCAACAACAAUAACUCUUCCAUCAUUUCGCAUCACAAUUCUUCUGGGAAUAAAAAGUCUCAUUCUGGGUCAGAUAACAUGACAUCCCACCAGAGCGAUGGUGACGGGUCCCCAACGAGUUAUCACCAUAGCGGAAGUAGCCACCAUCACAGCAAAUUGUCCUCAGAAGCACCACACCAUCAUCAUCAACAGCAGCAUCCUGGAGCACAUUUGAUGAGCCUCUCCCACCACGGAGCAGGGGGAGGUCACCAUUUAAUGCACACGAGUAAAGAACAUGGCAGCAGCAGUACCAACGGGGGCAGUCCACAUGAGGACAUUGAGAAGAUGAGCAUGAUGGGCAAUGGUGGUGGUGGUGCGUCUGAUUGUACAGGAGGUGUGCUCAGUCACCAACAUCGCUGGGUAAGUGAGGUGGGUGGGACAAGGAAUCCUCCCCCUCUGGGCGACUCUGGGCAGUUGCCAAGCAUGCUGCAUGGGAUGCAAAAGGACCCAUCGUCAAUCUUACCUUACCCCGCGUCCCUCGUGGCCUCCUCCCACCCCUUCUCCAUCAAGUCGCUCAUUCCUCAGUCGGUCGAGUCAGUCCGGGGGGACGCCAAGUAUGAUCUGAUGCAGCAUUACGGAUACUUUGGUGCUUUGUCGGGCAACCCGCAAGAGUCAUCCUUCUACAACCCUAUCUACCAUCACCUUCCGGCUGGAAAUGCUUCUUGAAAUUGGAGCUAUCGGUAAAGCACAUGACGACUGGAUUUCAGGGUUUUUUUCGGCUAUUCAAUAAUAAUAUAAAUAAUUACAUGUUGGAGAAGAAUGCACGGAAGAGGAGGAAGAAGUGCAUGCAUUGAGUGAGGGUGAAAGUUUGGUUGAGUUACGAAAAACCAUCACUUAUACAUUGGUGUUGUUGUUCCUAUAUAUCGUCCACUGUGACUCUGCCGCUGUAUCUGUAUCUUUAAGAAUUACAAUCAUACAAUACAAGUUUUUUUUAUACAUGCAUACAUACAUAUUUAGGUUGGUUGGAUUAAUCUAAGAAUUUAGUAGUUGGCGAGUGACGCAUUGCAGUCAGUUAUUUUAAAGAGCUAGUUGCGUGGGGAAUAUUUCUUCACCACUCACUCACUAUUCUAAUAAUACGAUAUUCAAACUUAAGCGUUGGCCCACAUCAAUAACACACACCAGACACCACACAGCAGCAAGUUGCUAAUUAGUAAUUAGCUUUCUUUUUCUCUACUACAGCAGAUGUUGGUUGCAUAGUUGUUGCAAGUAGUGCAUACGUACGUACGUACGGAGUGAAGGGACUAAUUAGAAAUUGUGUCCAUUUCAAAACAACUGUUAUCCAUUCAUGUCGUUGACUACGAGUGUUCCUUCACCAACAUGCACCAAUUUAUCAUGAUUUCAAGUUACCAAUCUGCAAGUGAGUAAAGACGAGGCGCAUAUAUAUUUCUUAUUGCUGUUGUAAUAAGUAGGUUAGCUUGGUGUUCCCCAUUGUUAGAAAACCCAUGCGAUGUAACGGUUGGUAAUUUAAAAUCAGUUAAAUAGCUCUACAUACUGUAAGCAAGUGCUGUCUGGUAACAAUACAUAAUUCCCCUCGAUUUAAAUCAGUAUAAUAAAAUCCUACUAGUUAUUCAUACAGUUACUGCUAUUUAAAUCAGACUCCAAAAUUAAAUGUAAAUAGUGUUUAACAUUCCUUAAAAGUUAGGCAACUUGCCAUGUGUAUGUAGGUAGAUAAUCAGUCAUUCACAUUAAUACGAGUGCAAUCACGCACGUGAAAUCACACUCAACAAUUCAAUAAGUAAACACUUUAUUCUUUUCUAUUCUAAAUACAUACAAUAAGUGUGUCCAAAAGUCCAUCCAUCCUAUUAACCCGGUGGUUGCAGUAAUCACCACUAUUACUUGGAGAUUUAAUAGGAAAAUAACCGUAUCUUCGCAUUUUGUAAGAAUCUUUCUCUAAUAAUCUUCCAUCAAAAGCGCAACUCGCUCGAAUAAUGUCUCUCUCUAAAUAUCCGUGUUGCAAGAUAAAAUCAUCCAAGCAAAUGAAAUAAGAGCACUUUUAGUGUCAAAUCAAAAUCAUGCCCAUCUGCCCCGUUGCAUCAUCAUCGUCAUCACCACUUUGAAUAACAUUCACCACCAACAACACUCCACCAACAACCUUUCAGUAACAGACCCCACCAGAUUCACGACCAGAUAUCCGUCAUCGUACAUAUAUGUAGCAGUACUACUAUCCAUCUUACUUCGUCUGGUGCGAUGGUUUGCAUAAGAGUUGAGCUAUAUCCAAUUCACAAAUAUAUUAUAUUUAGCAACUCUUUGUAAUAAUAUUUAGCUACUGAAAUGCACACGGCAGAAGAAAAGUGGUGAGGAGGCAACCUGAUACUCACUCGCACCCACUUUUAUUCAUCAUCAUCCCCUCCCCGCACUUAAUAGUUAGUGUGAUAGAUAAUAUUAUGUAAUGUAAUGAUGCAUAAGUCAGUGACAAAGGAGAAAGCCAACCCCCGCGGUUACACGAGUAGGCAGAGCAGGAGGGAUAUCGAUAACGCGUAUCUAGUAGUCUAACUAGCCGUGACAAAUCGGUUGUUGAGUAUUAAUGUCGGUGGUGGUGGUGGUGCCCUGCCCUUUACAAAUUGGAUGUCAUGACAUUGUGGAGGGUUCUCUUUUCUUUCCGCACAUAGCAGCAUUAUUAUUAUUAUUAUGAUCCAUCAUCCAGUUUGUGUCGAAAGUUGCUACGCAUACGAGCGAUUACGCGAGGUGGGUAGAAUCUAAUAAAGGAGGUAAUGGCAUACAAUUUGUGUCCAAUUUACAGCAAAUAACAACAGCAUCAAGCAGGGUUUAGGGGUUGGUGGAUUCACAAAUGUGCUCCUUUGGCACACAGUGGAGAAAAGAAAGAUCAACUCAGCAGGGUCCCUUUUUGUUCCUUUAUUACCAAAAGCCAGUCGCACCUUUCUUUCAUUUCAGUUUCCACACGCUCAUCAUCAUCCAACUCGACUCUUGAGGAAGGUUCACAUUUCAAUGAUUUUAUUUAUGGCGUGUAUUCACAAUGUGCAAGCCCACUUUUUGACUAGACAAAAACUGAUGUAAAGCAUCAUCUUCCCUUGAAUUUGGUCAGGGUAGAAACAAUUAAUCGUUCUGAAAUAGUAUUUACGCGCAUACAGACAUCGCAAACAACCAACCCGACGACCCUUCCGUUAUUUAGCAAGACUAAAAUUGCUAUUAUUAUUGCGAUAAAUUAUUCCGAUAUGAUAGCAACAGAGAGAAAAUGGUGUUUCGCAAUUUUUGUUUAAUUUUUUUUCAUUAAAUAUGUACAUUCUGACGAUUACUUUGAGAGCUCAGUAGUUCUCAAUGGUUGACCUGUUUUUGACAACAAUUAUGUACCACCACACCACAAGAGUUGUACUUUGUUAAGUUAUUUUAAAGAGCUUUAUCUCAGCGAAAAUUUUAUACCUUUUCGUAUAAAACUUUCUUUUAUCAUUUGUUUGAAACUCUUUUUUAUCAGUACAAUCAUUAGUUGUAAUAAUUUUUUUUUACUUUUAAUAUUCACGUGAUUUCUUUGAUGUUUUUUUUUAUUGAAAAUCAUUUUGCAUCUACAGAACAUGCUCCUGCUCCUGCUUUUGUAACAAACAAUUUUACCCCAUACAUGCAUAAAUGUCAAAUGAUGACUUCAAUCAUUAGUUUGUAAUUAUAGAAAGUUAUCGUAGAUUGUUUAUAUAAUUGUCCUAAAACAGGAAAAUGACCUAGAAUUUAGUAUCAAAUAACGGUAAACGUGCAAUUUUAAAAUUCAGUAAUUUAACUUUAUACAUACAUGUACAUAUUCAAUAACUGCUGGAAAUGUAUCUAUAAACCCAUAACGUGUAAAUAUCGGCUUAGUACUGGAUAAUUAAAUAUUACCAAAAACGAAUUACAGCAGCAAACAACAAUUCACGUAAUAAAUAUUAUUAAAUGAAAA
Folsomia candida is the source of this 6587-nucleotide messenger RNA. RefSeq names its product forkhead box protein A2-B. The transcript is spliced from 10 exons. Gene Ontology annotation, molecular function: RNA polymerase II cis-regulatory region sequence-specific DNA binding; DNA-binding transcription factor activity, RNA polymerase II-specific. Bases 1772 to 3373 code for a protein of 533 amino acids. The record is from RefSeq and is a predicted model, not a curated record. Gene Ontology annotation, biological process: regulation of transcription by RNA polymerase II; cell differentiation; anatomical structure morphogenesis. NCBI's taxonomy places the organism in Eukaryota, Metazoa, Arthropoda, Collembola, Entomobryomorpha, Isotomidae.